This is a messenger RNA of Gymnodraco acuticeps, 615 nucleotides long. RefSeq names its product nyctalopin (gene nyx). NCBI's taxonomy places the organism in Eukaryota, Metazoa, Chordata, Actinopteri, Perciformes, Bathydraconidae. Gene Ontology annotation, cellular component: plasma membrane. Gene Ontology annotation, molecular function: protein binding. The transcript is spliced from 7 exons. Bases 1 to 519 code for a protein of 172 amino acids. The record is from RefSeq and is a predicted model, not a curated record.
AUGGAGGAUUUGAGUGAAAAUGCCAUCCAGUCCAUCCCGAGGAGAGCCUUCAGAGGAGCCACGGGCCUCAAAAACCUUCAGCUGGAUAAAAACCACAUCAGCUGCAUCGAGGAGGGAGCGUUCAGAGCUCUGAGGUCUCUGGAAGUACUGACGCUGAACAACAACAACAUCAGCACUAUUCCAGUCUCCAGUUUCAACCACAUGCCGAAGCUCCGCACCUUUCGUCUGCACUCUAACUCUCUCCGCUGUGACUGUCACCUGGCCUGGUUGUCUCCUUGGCUGAGGCAGCGGGCGUCUUUAGGACUUUACACUCAGUGCAGCGCCCCCCCCCACACUGAGGGGCCUGAACCUGGCCGAGUUGAGAAAGAGCGACUUCGCCUGCUCAGGAAAUGGCGGCAGUGCGUUCGUGCAGCCGUGCAGCCUGGCGUCGGGCUCGUGUCCUCCGAUGUGUUCCUGCAGCAACAACAUCGUGGACUGUCGAGGGAGGGGCCUCACCGCCAUCCCCGCUCACCUUCCUGAGGCCAUGACCGAGAUUCGUUUGGAGCAAAAUGGCAUCAAGUCGGUUCCUCCGGGCGCCUUCACCUCCUACAAGAAGCUUCGUCGGAUGUGAGUCCU